Porites evermanni is the source of this 519-nucleotide messenger RNA. Lineage: Eukaryota; Metazoa; Cnidaria; Anthozoa; Scleractinia; Poritidae. The record is from the annotation of a GenBank genome assembly.
AUGUCGCGUGAUCUAACAAGGCAGAACAUCCCAUCUAUUGACAAGAAAACGAGAAAAGAAAUAGACCGUCAACAUACUCUACUCGCUGCAGAGCUCGAUAAGAGAGCAUUGAAAGGGAAUGCGAAGGUAGAAGACUGGAGACAUUACAAAGAAUUCACGGGACUGACAAAAAAAGAGAAAAGGGAAAGAUUUCAGAUAACACAACAAAGAAACGAGAUUUUGGAUGAGUUGAAAAAGGUUCGACGAAGCUAUACAGGGCAUUAUGACGAGACUAAAUCGCCGAUAGAAAACAUUCAAAGCGCUUUAAGACAUCAAAGCCAAACACCACUGAGAAGCUCAAGAUUAGAUGUACCGAAUGUAUAUCCUAUGCGAAAAACAAAAUCAAUGGAAAGUAUGCCAUUGAGGACAAGGCCUACAAGCCCUUCCACGGCUGAACGUGAAGCCCAGCGACCCAAAACUGUGCAUUCAGUGAAGAAAACUUCACCAAAAACUUCGAAGUCAGCAAAACUACAGGUGUGA